This is a messenger RNA of Paramacrobiotus metropolitanus, 1640 nucleotides long. Its product is annotated as transcription initiation factor IIB-like. Gene Ontology annotation, biological process: transcription preinitiation complex assembly; transcription initiation at RNA polymerase II promoter. Lineage: Eukaryota; Metazoa; Tardigrada; Eutardigrada; Parachela; Macrobiotidae. The transcript has 3 exons. The record is from RefSeq and is a predicted model, not a curated record. The coding region runs from base 344 to 1300 and encodes 318 amino acids. Gene Ontology annotation, molecular function: TBP-class protein binding; RNA polymerase II general transcription initiation factor activity. Gene Ontology annotation, cellular component: nucleus; transcription preinitiation complex.
GUUUUUUUGCGUUUCUUGAAGCUCUCCAUAUAGGUUCUCUGACGGGGCAACAUGCAACUUAUGCCCAAAGAACACUGUAUGAGUUUUAGGGAUCUGAAAGAAUUAGAAAGCGUGACGUGAAUAAGCUAAAGGGAGUACUACUGUAAAUAUUCCCGACAACCAUUACUGAGUUCUUUGAGGUAAAGUUCCGGGUCUCGGUAUAACCUGCCGACGGCAGCAUUUGGAACACCCGAUUUUCAAGCAAGAAGGAGUGCACUACAAGGGUCAAAUCUACGACAGCUUCGCGCUCUACUCUCUACCCGAUUUUCAGAAGCUGCAGGGUCUCACUUGUAUUGCCGAGAAUAUGAGUUUUCCUCUAGGUAAUGCAGUGCCACGGAAUUUGCGCGUGACUUGUCGUUUCCAUCCGGAGUCUAGGCUGAUUUCCGACGCGCAGACUGGGGAUGUGGUGUGUAGCGAAUGCGGGCUGGUGGUGGGAGACCGCAUUAUCGAUACGAGCGCAGAAUGGCGCAACUUCGGCGAAGGGCCGGAUCAGUCGCGUGUUGGCCUCCCGGAAGAACCGUUCUUUGAGAACGGGGAUCUGACCACUAUGAUAGGUCCCCCUGAAGGAUCAAGAAACGUCUCGGGACCGACUUAUGUGAGGUGUACCGUGGAAUCCGCCAGGAAUCGAUCACUGCGAUCCGCAUUCCGCAGUAUGUCCGAAGCAGCCGAUCGUAUUUCUUUGCCAGGUGCGGUUGUCGAAACGGCUUACGGAGUGUAUAAGGAAGUGCACGAAAAGAUCAAAGUGGUUGGUAAUCACAAGGGUGCACUGGGCAUUGCAUGCCUGUUUAUAGCCAGCCGCAUUGAAAAGAUGCCGAGGACAUUCUUUGAAAUCUGUCAGUCGUCGCCGUAUUCCCGACGACAAGUGGGCAAGUGUUACAAAGAAAUUUUGGGUCUGUUGGAUCUGCAGGAUGGAGCGUCGGAUGGCGACGAAUACGAACUGGUUGAGCGCUUUUGCGGACGUUUGUGCUUGCCUAAGGAUCUCGUAAAGCUGACCGUGCAUGUGGCAAGCGAGGCAAAGGAGAAGGAUUUAUUCCCCAACCGGGGACCAGAUGUGGUGUGCAGUGCGGCAAUUUUGGCUGUGGCGUUGGCCAGUGGUCACGACAAAGUACAGAUCAAAGAUCUUGUGCGAAUCAGUGGAGCCUCGAAGCACGGCAUUUAUCAGGCAUUUCGGAUGAUCGCAACCCAUGCAGCAGAACUCUUUCCGGAAGAAUUCCAGCCUACGAUUGACUGGAGUGAUUUGCCAAAAAUGGUCGUCGUUUGAUGAAUGAGAUUUCAUUUGGCCUUGGGGAAUGGAACACGCAGAGCAGCGACUUAUCUUUUGAAAUUGUCAUACUUUUAAGUAACGUCAAAGUAAAGUGGCUGGUCUUUUGACCUUUCCUUUGGAUAUACAGAGUAUAGGAUUUUGAUAUACGGUGUAUAGGAUUUGCCUUAUUAUUUUUAUUGUUUACGUUGACGAAAUUAUGUAUGAUCACUUGUAUUAUUUACGUGAAGUUGGACGAAAGUAUUUUGAUUAUUGUAGAUACUUAAUCGUACAGUUUUUCGGUUGUGAUGGAUACUGAAGGAGUAAGGUUGAACAAUUAGCAUUAAAAAUAGACAAUUUG